CGGAGGCGGUGAUGUCGGUGCAGGUCGUGUCGGCGGCGGCGGCCAAGGUGCCUGAGGUGGAGCUGAAGGAUCUGAGCCCGUCCGAGGCGGAGCCGCAGCUGGGACUGAACCCCGCGGCCUUGAGCGCCAUGGUGCCCCCGGCGGGCGGCGGAGACCCCGAGGCUCCGGCUCCCGCGGCCGCCGCGGCCGAGCGGCCCCCGGCCCCCGGCCCGGGCUCGGGGCCCGCCGCCGCCGCGCUCAGCCCUGCCGCCGGGAAGGUGCCCCAGGCGUCGGCCAUGAAGCGGAGCGACCCGCAUCACCAGCACCAGCGGCACCGCGACGGCGGCGAGGCCCUGGUCAGCCCCGACGGCACCGUCAGCGAGGCGCCGCGCACCGUCAAGAAGCAGAUCCAGUUUGCUGACCAGAAGCAGGAGUUCAACAAGCGUCCCACCAAGAUCGGACGGCGCUCCUUGUCUCGUUCCAUCUCUCAGUCGUCCACUGACAGCUACAGUUCCGCGGCCUCAUACACAGACAGCUCUGACGAUGAGACGUCCCCCAGGGACAAGCAGCAGAAGAACUCCAAAGGCAGCAGCGACUUCUGCGUCAAGAACAUCAAACAGGCGGAGUUUGGACGAAGAGAAAUUGAAAUUGCUGAGCAAGAAAUGCCUGCCCUGAUGGCUUUGAGGAAGAGAGCUCAAGGAGAAAAGCCUUUGGCCGGAGCCAAAAUCGUGGGGUGCACACACAUCACUGCUCAGACCGCUGUGCUUAUGGAAACUCUGGGUGCGCUGGGGGCGCAGUGUCGAUGGGCUGCCUGCAACAUCUAUUCCACCCUCAACGAAGUUGCUGCUGCUCUAGCAGAAAGUGGAUUUCCUGUCUUUGCCUGGAAAGGAGAGUCAGAAGAUGACUUUUGGUGGUGCAUUGACAGAUGUGUGAAUGUGGAGGGCUGGCAGCCAAACAUGAUCUUGGACGAUGGAGGGGAUCUUACUCACUGGAUUUAUAAGAAGUAUCCCAACAUGUUUAAGAAAAUCAAGGGUAUAGUCGAGGAGAGCGUUACCGGAGUGCACAGGCUGUACCAGCUGUCCAAGGCAGGGAAGCUGUGUGUUCCAGCCAUGAAUGUCAAUGACUCAGUCACCAAACAGAAAUUUGACAACCUCUACUGCUGCCGGGAAUCGAUUCUUGAUGGACUUAAAAGGACAACAGACAUGAUGUUUGGUGGAAAGCAGGUGGUUGUCUGCGGUUAUGGAGAGGUGGGGAAGGGGUGCUGUGCAGCUCUAAAAGCCAUGGGUUCUAUUGUGUAUGUGACCGAGAUUGACCCCAUCUGUGCCCUGCAGGCCUGUAUGGAUGGAUUUCGGCUGGUGAAAUUAAAUGAGGUCAUCAGACAAGUGGACAUUGUUAUUACCUGUACAGGUAACAAAAAUGUGGUAACCAGAGAACACUUGGACCGCAUGCAGAACAGCUGCAUUGUUUGCAACAUGGGCCAUUCCAACACAGAGAUCGACGUGGCGAGUCUGCGGACCCCAGAGCUAACCUGGGAGCGGGUGAGGUCCCAAGUUGACCACGUGAUAUGGCCUGACGGCAAGAGGAUAGUACUGCUGGCAGAGGGUCGUCUGCUGAACCUCAGCUGCUCCACAGUGCCUACCUUUGUGCUCUCCAUCACUGCGACCACCCAGGCUCUCGCCUUGAUCGAGCUUUACAAUGCUCCUGAGGGCCGCUACAAACAAGACGUCUACCUUUUGCCCAAGAAAAUGGAUGAGUAUGUGGCAAGCCUGCACCUGCCCACCUUUGAUGCCCACCUGACAGAGCUGACAGAUGAACAGGCCAAGUAUCUGGGACUCAACAAGAACGGGCCCUUCAAGCCUAAUUACUACAGGUAUUAAGUUCCUGUAACUCAAGCCAGAAGAAGUUUUAAGGAAUAGAAUUCCAAGCCUUUUCUCCACUACUAUACAAGAAAGAAUCCAGCAAGCUGCUUCUCCAAUCAGAGCUUCCCGCCGUGCUCACCCUCUGUGUUAGGUUAUUUAUUUAUUAAAAGCUAGAAUCCUGUGCCUGUAGCCUUGGGCCCAGAGUGUGGUUACUGCCCCAAGGGCCAUGAAAGCUGCAGAAGACAGGCUGAGGAAAGAAGAUGGGGCAGCGUCCCCUGCGCGUCACUGACGUCACCCCCCAGUGGCUCGGAAUCCUCAGCAGUGGCCGUUCUCCGUCUUGUUCGGGCUCAGGAGGCGGUCCAGGGGUUCCAGACGCCUUCAUCCCUGGGGUUUCCUGAUCAGCUGCCUUUCUCAGCUUUGCCCUUGCCCAGGUGAGACCCUUGGGAAGCCACUACAUUAACAUGGCCUGGGUUCGCAAGCGCAGCCGUCUCUGUCACUCACUGCCUUUACAGAGAGGCUGCUGAGGAAGGAGGUGCCAAGCACUCAGUUCUGCCUGUGCCUCCUUGUCUGCUUCCUGGCUGUGUAGCCCUUUUCCUCUCCUGGAAUAUCAUUUGAACACUUUCUUAUUCCAAGAGGGCUGUGCCUCCCAUGCUUCUUCAACAGCUCUGUUGGCUAUCAGAUGUUUGUAACCCCACCAACCUUUGCUCAGGAAGUGGGGCCAGCUCCGCUGACAACUAUUUCCUUCCCUUAUCAUUGACCCGCAGUUUCACAGGCAGGCCCUUUGUGAUGGACAGUAUCUCAGAAAAGAAGAGCUUGGAGACACUGCUUCCUGAAACUCUGUAUUAUUGCCUAAAACCACUUCUGAAACUAAGUAGGGAAAGGCACUGGGGACUGGAACAGGUCUUCCAGGCCCACAGCUUGACACCCUGAAGAAGCAGAAUAACAUAGGAAAGACUUUUCCUUUUGUUCCAGCGUGACUAGCUGAGAGACAGGGAUGACGCCAAACUGUCCUGAUGAUCAGAGCUGGUUAGAACCUCAUCAGACAUCUGUCUCUCUGAUCAUUGCCCUUGAUAAAGAGAGAGCUGGAGCUAAAGCUGCAUCUGCGGCUUGUCUUCUCUGCUGCUGUUAUCUUUGAUAAGCUCAUCUAUUCCAUAUAAAGAUUAGGAAUUUCAGAUAGGUGAGCAGCAGAAAAUGUUACAUAUUCCACCCCAAGAGUUGGAUUCCUUUUGGAAGAAGGGAUUCCUCAAGCGUGCUAGUCCACAGAGGUUCCAUUCGGCCCACCUUGGUCCCAAGAGUUAACAUCUGGAGUGGCCCUCGGACAGUCCCUCUCCUCCCCACCCAGCCUUGUUUAACACUCCUGUUGCUUGAUUACAAGGUGGCCCAAGGAGACCCUGAUCAGCCAAGCUCACAGUGACCUUCCCGUCUGACUCUCCCCAUACUUCCACUCUCUCUGCUUCCCCUGGUCUUCGCAUAGACCCUCAGAGCUAGUCUGGAAGUGACCUUACUUUUGCAGGUAGGAGAUGCAGCAAAUGGCUAUUUGCCUCAGCAAACAUUUUCUAGGCUUAGCGCAUAAAGUCGGCAUUUCAGAGUCCACAUGUGUCAACAAGGAUGGAAAAAUGCUACGCAUAUGGCUGCAUCUUUUUUCUUUUUUCUUCUUCUUCUUUUUUUUUUUAAUGAGAAAGAUCAGAAAUCUUGGAAAAUUCUGCCAGGCCACUGCACCAGUUCUUCCUUUGCCUUCCCAGUUUGGAUGUUUAUAUGAAUUGGAUCUCUUUCACAGAAGGCACAGAUCUUCAUACCUCAUCUUAGAUCCAGAACAGAUUCCAUGAGGCACAUCUCUGGACCCCACCUAGCCUGUUGUGUUCUUAGACCAAAAACCACAACCUGCUGUUUCUCAGCAAAGCCUUGCUCUCUCGGGAGCUUCCUGUGCGCUGCUACCUAGAGCACAUUCUCGCCUUGCUGUGGGAGAGAAUCAUUCCAAGAAAAAGGAAGGGAGCCACCCGGCCUCUCAGUUGCGCUGCCAGAGUUGCCACUCCCGAGGAGGUAUUUGCCUCUGAUCUUCGGGGCCUCUGUUCCCUUUGGGGGACCCACUCCAGCAGCCAUUAGUCUAGAGGCCCAGCUCUCCAGGGUCCUUGUGUUCUUAGAGUUGGAAUCAGGUCAUUCCUCCUCGGCCCUUGGAAUCAGCAAAGGUCAUCCACUCUCUCACCUGAGAUGCUUCUUGGCCAUCUGUAGGCACGGGGUGGGGUGCAGGAUCUCUGUGUGUGGCCCUGGUCUGUGGGGAUACAUGCCAUUUUUUCUAUCAUGAGGUUGUGCUACAUUUCAAGGUCCUUUUUUUUUUUACCUUCAUAAUGGAAAUAUUCUGUUUUCUUUUUCUCAUAAAAAUACAUAUAUGCCUAGAUCUUCUAUCUGUAGUCUCCGUCCCCUCGGCCCUCUUGCCUCCCUCCCUCCCACGAGCAUGGCCUCCAUGGCCACAAACUCCUGCAAAAGCUUUUUUGCUGCUUGGCUUUUCUCUGAACAGAUCAGAAAUCGCUGCUCCUGUGGUUUUUCUCAAAAUUAACUUUGUCAUGGUUAAAAAAAAUCAAGAUGCAUUCUUGCAUUCAGCUUUUUGAAUAAAGGAAAAUUACAGCGGGAAAAUAGGCAACACCAGCAAAUUAUAUGUGAACAAGUUCUAAACCAUAUAUAUAUAUUCAUAAAUAUAUUACCUAAUCAUCUAGUUCUUGAUGUCAUCUUACUGAAAGGAAUCAAAGCUGUAAGGAUCAGCGUUUUUGAGAAGCUCUUGGAAAUCUUUAUGUCUGAGUGAUUGUAUUAGAUCAGCAAUAACGACUAUGUAAUCUCAAAAGACAAAUAAAAUAUUCUUCAAGUGGA
Messenger RNA from Ochotona curzoniae (black-lipped pika), 4700 nucleotides. It is a transcript of the gene AHCYL2, whose product is annotated as adenosylhomocysteinase like 2. The coding region runs from base 12 to 1856 and encodes 614 amino acids. The record is from RefSeq and is a predicted model, not a curated record. Lineage: Eukaryota; Metazoa; Chordata; Mammalia; Lagomorpha; Ochotonidae. Gene Ontology annotation, cellular component: cytosol. The transcript is spliced from 17 exons. Gene Ontology annotation, biological process: L-methionine cycle.